Messenger RNA from Cooperia oncophora, 428 nucleotides. Lineage: Eukaryota; Metazoa; Nematoda; Chromadorea; Rhabditida; Trichostrongylidae. The record is from the annotation of a GenBank genome assembly.
AUGCGUUGUCUGAAUCACUACAUAGCAAGUGCAUCCACAGUGAACAAUGAGAAAACUCGUAAUCUGUUCAAAGUACUGGGACUGGUUUUCCGGACGGUAGUGCAGUCGAAGCGAAGUGGAGACAACUUCUGCGAUGACGAGGGUCACACGACGAAGUUCCGCUCACAACUGGACAGCGUUCUUGACUCAUUGGUAUCACUCAUGGGCGAGACAAGGGAAAGAAUGACUGUACAGAACACAGCUCUCAAACACUUGCCAGCAAUCGUGGAUCCAAUUUGUGCAAGUGGUGCCUAUGAGCCUACAGAUCUUUGCAAAUUUUUCCUAAGAGUCAUGAAUGGCUUCGGGAAGAACAUCGUUGCUAGAGAGCGUCUUGGUCUAGUGUCGCAGUUGAUAGAUACUCAUCUUUUUGAAUUGCAAGCUUGCCGUGC